Molecule: messenger RNA, 8918 nt
Organism: Echinops telfairi (small Madagascar hedgehog)
Lineage: Eukaryota; Metazoa; Chordata; Mammalia; Afrosoricida; Tenrecidae
Gene: RREB1
Product: ras responsive element binding protein 1
Exons: 11
Coding region: 948-5975 (1675 amino acids)
Biological process (GO): regulation of transcription by RNA polymerase II
Cellular component (GO): nucleus
Molecular function (GO): DNA-binding transcription activator activity, RNA polymerase II-specific; RNA polymerase II cis-regulatory region sequence-specific DNA binding
Source: RefSeq, a predicted model, not a curated record
UUCAGCCUGAUUUCUUGGUUGGGACGUGUUCAGGGUUUGUCCCCUUGGUUCCUGACUAGAUCUGGUUGCUCCGCAUCUGUGCUGCUGAGUGGGCGCCUCUGAUGGGUGAACCUGCCCACGAUUGAGCCUGGCCUGUCAGGAGGGCCAGCCGCACAGGCCGAAAACAAGAAACAGGGUCAGUGCGUGGCAGCCAGACACCACGAACAGAGAGACGCAAGCCCAGGCACAUAGCCGCUCCAUGCGGACGGUAGCCACAGCAGGGGGGGAUCACCUAGUAUCUCAGUGGGGCAGAAGAUGGAGGUAAUUAGUGGGCAGGCGCUUUCUUUUCUAUUUUCUUAAUUUAUCCAAGUGUAUUACCUGAGGUAAUAGGCUUCCCUAAGUCCAUGUGAAACUUGCUUGUGGAUCUGAUAGUGUCAAUCUCUCAGAUUUCUGAGAAAAUUCGGACUCCCCCUAUGACAUCACUGCAUUGCAGGAGUGGUGUUAAAUGCAACCCAAAAAUCCUCAUUAGGAGUAAGGCUAGCUAUAAUAAAUGGCUGUGCAACUUUUGGAAGGUCCUGGCCAAAUGGCAGCUCUUUGGGGUGCCUAACUCCUAGUGGAAGACCAAGAAAGGCCAAGAAACCUGCUCAAGGGCAUUGGCAGUGGGUGUCUGGGUGCAUCUUCAUGGUGGUAUAGCCUCAGAAAGGAAGCAGGGUCAUCAUUCAAUCGGUGCUACACCCAACUUCCACUUAUUCGACGCUCGAAUCGUGACAGGCUUUGUUUAAGUUUAAAUACCUGUUUAAACUGAAGAAAGCAAGCUUUGUGACUCUAGUCACAGUUGUCGUAACCCUGGUCAGUGCUACCUGGCCUGGAUUUCAGGCUCAACUUGACAGCGAUCAAUCACAUCGGCAAUUUCCGAUUUCCAGUUCUAUGGCAGAGGCUUCUUAGGAGUUUAAACCCUUGUCCCAGUGAUGGCCAGUCCGCCCAUUGGCUUGGAAGGUUCAGACCUAUCUUCCGUCAACACCAUGAUGUCGGCAGUGAUGAGUGUAGGGAAGAUCGCCGAGAAUGGCGGGAGCUCCCAGGACGUUAAGUCCCCCACAAAGCCUCCAGGACCAAACCGGAUUGGCAGAAGGAACCAGGAAACGAAAGAGGAGAAGUCUUCCUAUAACUGUCCCCUGUGUGAAAAGAUUUGUACUACACAGCACCAGCUAACUAUGCACAUCCGUCAGCAUAACACAGACACCGGAGGAGCCGACCAUUCCUGCAGCAUCUGCGGGAAGUCGCUGAGCUCGGCCAGCUCCCUAGACCGCCACAUGCUGGUGCACUCUGGUGAGCGGCCGUACAAGUGCACCGUGUGCGGCCAGUCUUUCACCACCAACGGAAACAUGCACAGACAUAUGAAGAUUCACGAGAAGGACCCCAAUGGCACCACAGCCACAGCCCCCCCAUCCCCCUUGAAACGCAGGCGGCUGACCUCCAAGAGGAAGCUGAGUCACGACGCCGAGUCUGAGAAGGAAGACCCCACGCCUGCCAAAAAGAUGGUGGAAGACGGGCAGUCGGGUGACCUGGAGAUGAAGGCGGAUGAAGUUUUUCACUGCCCAGUGUGUUUCAAGGAGUUUGUGUGCAAGUAUGGGUUGGAGACCCACAUGGAGACCCAUUCGGAUAACCCCCUGAGAUGUGACAUUUGCUGCGUCACCUUUCGAACACACCGGGGUUUGCUGCGCCACAACGCACUCGUCCACAAACAGCUCCCAAGAGAUGCGAUGGGAAGACCAUUCAUACAGAACAACCCUCUCAUUCCUGCUGGCUUCCACGACUUGGGGUUCACUGACUUCUCCUGCAGGAAGUUUCCCCGGAUUUCUCAGGCCUGGUGUGAAGCGAACCUGCGGCGGUGCAUCAGCGAGCAGCACCGCUUCAUCUGCGAGACCUGCGACAAAGCAUUUCCCAUGCCCCACUCACUUGCCCUGCACCGGCAGACCCACAGCACCGGGGACGUGGGGCGGGAGAAGGCUCAGGCCACGCCCCUGGCCGGGGACACACUUGAUCAGAAAGUCUUCCUGGCCUUGUUGGGCCUGCAGCACACCAAAGACAUGAAGGUCACCCUCACUGAGGAGCCGCUGCCGGAUGACAACCGGGCAAUCCAGCUCGAGACACUCAGGUGCCAGCUACCUCAGGAGCCUGCCUGUGCCAGCCUGCUGAGUCUGUCCCCCUUUGAGGCCACUUCCCUUGGAGGCCAGCUCACCGUCCUCCCAGCCACCAAGGGGAGCAUGAAGCAUCUGUCCCUACAGCCCUUCCAGAAGGGUUUCAUCAUCCAGCCUGACAGCAGUAUUGUGGUCAAGCCCAUCUCCAAUGAGUCGGCCAUCGAGCUGGCCGACAUCCAGCAGAUCCUGAAGAUGGCCUCCUCCGCGCCCCCCCAGAUCAGUCUUCCGCCCCUCGCCAAGGCCCCACCCACGCCCCUGCAGGCCAUCUUCAAGCACAUGCCCCCACUAAAGCCAAAGCCCCUGGUUGCACCGCGCACGGUGGUGACCACCUCCACACCCCCGCCCCUGGUCAACACCCAGCAGGCGUCUCCGGGCUGCAUCAGCCCCAGCCUGCCUCCGCCCCCACUCAAGCUGCUCAAGAGCUCCGUGGAGGCUGCCUCCAAUGCCCACCUGCUUCAGUCCAAGUCUGGGGCCCAGCCCAGUGCCACCACCCAGCUCUUCCUGCAGCCCCAUGUGGAGCUGGCUGGCCAACCUGAGAUGAAGACGCAGCUGGAGCAAGACAGCAUCAUCGAGGCACUGCUGCCCCUGAACAUGGAGGCUAAGAUCAAGCAGGAGAUCACAGAAGGUGACCUCAAGGCUCUCAUGGCGGGGCCCGCCGGCAAGAAGGCACCCGCCAUGCGCAAAGUCCUGUACCCCUGCCGCUUCUGCAACCAGGUGUUCGCCUUCUCGGGGGUGCUGCGUGCCCACGUGCGUUCCCACCUGGGCAUCUCGCCCUACCAGUGCAACAUCUGCGACUACAUCGCUGCCGACAAGGCCGCCCUCAUCCGCCACCUGCGCACACACAGCGGGGAGCGGCCCUACAUCUGCAAGAUCUGCCACUACCCCUUCACCGUCAAGGCCAACUGCGAGCGGCAUCUGCGCAAGAAGCACCUGAAGGCCACCCGCAAGGACAUCGAGAAAAACAUCGAGUAUGUGACCAGCAGCGCCGCUGAGAUAGUGGAUGCCUUCUGCACCCCAGACACCGUGUGCCGGCUGUGCGGGGAAGACCUCAAGCACUCCCGGGCACUGCGCAUCCACAUGCGGACCCAUUGCGGCCGAGGCCUGGGCGGCUGCCAGAAGGGCCGCAAGCCGUUUGAGUGCAAGGAGUGCAGCUCAGCCUUUGCGGCCAAGCGCAACUGCAUCCACCACAUCCUCAAGCAGCACCUGCACGUGCCCGAGCACGAGAUCGAAAACUACGUGCUGGCUGCAGACGAGGGGAACCCUGCUGAAGGGCCCGCGGCCCAGGCCGCCAGCUUGGUGGCGGAGGGCGGCUACGGUGCCUUCGCUGACCGCAAGCCCAUUGCAGCCUUCCUGGAGCCUCAGAACGGCUUUCUGCACGCGGGCCCAGGCCCCCACGUCUCAGUCAAGCUGGAGCCCUCCAGCGGCUUCGCAGUGGACUUCAAUGAGCCCCUGGACUUCUCCCAGAAGGGCCUGGCCCUGGUUCACGUGAAACAGGAAAGCGCUGCCUCCUUUGUGAGCACCUCUCCCCUGGCCCCCUAUGACUGCUCCAUGGAGCCCAUUGACCUCUCCGUCCCCAAGAACCCCAGAAGAGGAGACAAGGAGACGGAGGCCCCCAGUGAGGCCAGGAAACCUGAGCAGGACCCCCAAGAUGACGAGCAGCCCCUGGCUGCCCCACCCCCAGGCCCCACUCUGCCGGGAGUGUUUGGGCCCAGUGGGGGCUUGGACAAGCCCGCAGCCCCUGCACUGGCCACCUCGACGGCACCACCGAGGGAGCCCCAUGCUCAGGCCCUACAGGCCCCCGUGCAGCUCACUGUCCCCUUCUACUCCUCUCCCCUCCUGGCCUGCCCCACCCUCCUUAGCAACUCGGCCCUCAUCAGCAGCUCAGCCCUGCUGCGGCCCUUGCGCCCCAAGCCACCCCUGCUCUUGCCAAAGCCCUCUGUGACCGAGGAGUUGCCCCCGCUGGCCUCCAUUGCCCAGAUCAUCUCCUCUGUGUCCUCGGCCUCCACUCUACUGAAGACCAAGGCGGCUGAGCCAGGGCCGGCCAGUGCAGGCAGUGGUCCCUCAGGCCCCGACACUGGGGAGGGUGCCACGCCCAAAGCCACCCCCACCCCCACUGACUUGAUAAGCCCACAGAACUCUGGUGACCCGCCUGCCACAGCCACCAGCCCCGAGGCUGCCUCUCCCACUGAGCAGGGCCCAGUUGGCGCGUCCAAGAAGAGAGGCAGGAAGAAAGGCGUGAAGAGCAGGUCCAAGGUCAGCAGCAGCACCGUGGACCUGGACUCGAGUGGGGAGUUCGCCAGCAUCGAGAAGAUGCUUGCCACCACAGAUACCAACAAGUUCAGCCCAUUCCUGCAGAGUGCCGAGGACGAUGGGCAAGAGGAAGUAGCUGCCGCCCCUGCUGACCCCCACGGGCCUAGUGACGAGGAGCAGACCAGCCCCCCAGAAGACAGGGCGCUCAGGGCCAGGCGCAACUCCUAUGCCAACUGCCUCCAGAAGAUCAGCUGCCCCCACUGCCCCCGUGUUUUCCCUUGGGCCAGCUCCCUGCAGAGGCACAUGCUCACGCACACUGACAGCCAGUCUGACGCGGAGACCACGGCAUCGGGAAAUGAGGUGCUGGAUCUGACCGCCCAGGAGAAGGAGCAGCAGGCUCCCGAGAGGGGCCCCGAGGAGCCCUGCGGGGCUGAAGAAGACCCCCCUGCCGAGGAGGGCAGGGCAGGAGCAGCCUCUCCUGUGAGCAGGGAGGAAAAGGCAGAGGAGGACAGUGGGGAGGCAGAGGAGACACGAGAAGAAGAUGCCGAGGGCCUAGAGGAGGACACAGUCAGCAACAAGAGCCUGGACCUCAACUUGGCCAGCAAGCUGAUGGACUUCAAGCUGGCCGAGGGCACCACGGGCGGCGGGGGCUCCCCUCAGCAGGAGCUGAAGCAUGCCUGCGACGUCUGUGGAAAGAACUUCAAGUUCUUGGGGACCCUGACCCGCCACAAGAAGGUCCACAGCCGCGAGGAGCAGAAGGAGGAGGAUGGCCAGACUGAGGGGCCAGCAUCCACCCAGGCGGCCAGCCCUGCCCCUGAGCCCGAGGAGAUGCCCGUAGGCCUCUCGACUGUGGAGCCAGCGGAGGAGGCCACGGCAGAGAAGCCACAGGAGGAGGCGGAGGGGGUCUCCGAAGGGGAGGGUGCGGCUGAGAAGAAGGCCUCUGAGAAGAGUGAUGAUGCCAAGAAGCCCAAGACAGGCUCCCCCAAGAGUGUGGCCAGCAAGGCGGACAAGAGGAAGAAGGUGUGCAGCGUGUGCAGUAAGAGGUUCUGGUCUCUGCAGGACCUGACCCGGCACAUGAGGUCACACACAGGGGAGAGGCCGUACAAAUGCCAGACCUGUGAGCGUACCUUCACGCUGAAGCACAGCCUGGUCCGCCACCAGCGCAUCCACCAGAAGACCCGGCACCCCGAGAAGGAUGGUGACCAGGACGACAGCGAAAACGAGUCUACCCACAGUGGCAACAAUCCCGUCUCCGAGAGUGAGGCUGAGUCCACGCUGAGCACCAGCAACCACAUGGCCGUCACCCGAAGCCGCAAGGAGAGCUUGGCCAAGGAGGCCAGUCGCAAGGAAGAGAAGGUGGCAGUGAGGACAGCUGCUCCCUGCCAGGCUGAGUCCAGCAAGGCUGCACCCAGGGCUGCCCCUGGGGUCAGCCCCACAGAGCAGGCAUCUCAGGGGACCGCUGACCAGCCAGGCUUUACUUCAGGGCAGGACCAGUCCCUCCUGGCCACAGCCGCUGAGGUCUUUGCUCAGCCCCCGGGAAUGGAAUGACCGGCACCCUGCACCCCAACACACCGAGCCAGCAGAGCAAAGCACCCACUCUGCGCUUCCCAGGCUUCCUCAGCACCCAUGGGCAGCUGGAGGGAGGAGCACAAGAGAGUGCAAUGCAGGCAGAGGGAGAGGCAGCCCGCCUCAUGCCAUAGCCCUGCGGGCUCACCACACCAGACCACACAGACUGAUCCGAGUGCCUUAACUACUUUACCCAAAAGCCUUUGGAAUCUUAGUUUUGUUUUUGCUUUCCAAAAUGACUACACACACACACACACACACACACACACACACACACACACACACAGAAAGCAAAAUAAGUCUUUCGAUGAAUUAUCUGGAGAGGAUGUUUUCAUUUAAAGCAUUAAUGUUACCUUUUUUAUUGGUAUGUGUGAGUUUAUUCUUGUGAGUCUAUUGUGAUAGUACUGUUUGUUCUAUAAGCUGGAAACAGCAGAAAAACAAAAAUGCCCCUGGAUUACCCAUAGCCAAUAACUGGAAUAAAAUGAUGUGAAUGUCAUAUAAAUUACCAGAGGAAAUAUGGAUAAAAUGCUGAGUUCUCAGAGUCCUGUCCUGUUCCCCACCCCCGCGUUUGCUACCUGGUAGAGCUGGAUCUUGACCCUGGUGUUACAGGAGUUAGUUGAUGAAGGUUUCAAAGUUGGUUCAAGCCCAAACCAGGAAAGAUUCCUGGCAUGCCCCUCACUCCUGGAGGUGGUCUUACUGCUCAUGUGUGCAGACCAUCGUUCUUGCCUUACAGAGAAGACUUACCCAGGCAGCGUGACCUAUGGAAGUCGUAUGCACAGCUGUCAUAGAUUUGUCUAUUUCCCCCUUUCAGUAUAUUAUUAAUGUUAUUGUUAUAUUAUUAGUUCAUCUGUCUGCGAAUCUCUGCAGUGAGCAGAAAUAAAUGGGCAAUAUUUGUCCCCAGAGCCGGUGCCACCGCCGGAGCCCCGCGUGUGUGUCCAGCCACAUUGGGACCAGCAGCCUGUGGUAGCCCUUCUACUGUACUUAGACCAGCCUCUCUUCCAAGAUGGGGCUCCACAGGAAGCAGUGAGUGUCCUUGGCAACCAGCAGGGGAGUGCUCAGGCAGGGAGGGGCCUGUGUCCCCACCAGUGCCUGGGGAGAACCAUCUGAGGCAGCCCCAGAUCCGCAACCUGUACCCAGGGACUGCCCAAGAUAUCAGGUAGUGGGGAAGCGAGAUCUUCUCUGUCUUCCUGUUAAACCCCACACCAGCCUUCACCCCACUGCAUAACUGCCAUUUGGAAAGCGAAAAACUACUGGUGAUAGAUAAAGCUACAUGUGCAAGAAUAUGCAAAGAAAUAGAUGUGUGAUUACCUUCCUGCCUUUUAGGGUUGGUGCUGGAAGAUACAAAAACAAGAGUUUUUAGUUUCUGGAAUAACCUGGGCCCCUCUCCUCGCAGGAACACCCUCCCACCCCCCACCCCUCCCCCGUGAGCAUCCUGUGCAGAUGAUAAAUUCCCUGGCUGCAGCCAGCCAACCGCCCGCCCCGCCCACAGUGGAAAGAGAGAUGCUACUGUAGCUGAGCUCUGUUCAGCGUCUGCCCUCCGCUAGGCCUCUGGGAGCCCGGAGCCGAAGACAGCCUGUGCUGUCUGCCACUUGAACCCUCGCCUCAGCCUGGGGGAUGCAGCUUCAACCCCACACCCCCUCCCGGGCCCCUGUGUGCACCCAUGUGCACACAGGUGCACCCUUUCCACUUGCACCAAUUUCUGGUGGCUGAAAUUUCAGCCAUCCUGAGUCAGGGUGUGACGCCUACUCUUGAGCACGAGACGUGCUAGUGUUGCAUAUGAAAGGAAGGAAGGAAGGAGGUCGAGGUAUAUAUGAUUUCUAACUGUACGGGGGAUGUUUGAACCAGUUUUUCAAAUGAGAUUUUAUUGAGUUUAGAUGAUUGCAAAUCAGAACCGAUGCCCCCUUGCCUUGCCUGACUCUACCAAGUGUGGACUACUUGUGAAAACCAGUUCAUUAGCCCUUGUUAAUUAUUAUUACUGUUAAUAUGAAUUGUUAUUUGGGAUUUCUUGUGUUUUUGUUGUUCUUUUGCAGCUCCCCACACUAAAACCUGCAAUCCUGUGGGGGAGAAGCCAUGCCUAAACUCUUGGCUGCGGUGCCUUGUCGCAAUCAUCAGCUCCCGGCCACGUCGCCGGGCUGCAGCUCGCAAUAAUCACUUUGAUUUAAAGCUUUAUUUAGCCUCUUUCCCCUCGUAGUCGAGAUAGUCUUGCCACAUUUUAGUAGUGAGGUUGAGAAGUGUAUUAUUUGUUUGUUGUUUGCCCUGCCCUGCCCCGACCCCUCCAAUAUUAAACUGUGAAAUAGGUGAUUUGUUUAAACUCUGGGUGAAUCAUAGCUUAGUUUGCAUGUUCAGCUAAUUUGUUUUUCUAGACAUUUUGUUUGAUUCUCUUUUUCCGUCUCUCAGGGCUUUUACAAAGAAAAAAUAUAUAUAUGGAUCUUCUGAAAGUUUUUUGAGGUGCAAGUUUUUCUGUUUGUUUUUCUCGUUGAUCAAUGAACAUAAUGCUGAGAUUCAAUCACUACAUGAAACACGUGACUGUGAAAGCCACACACCCCCUGAAUGGCUGUUUCCCAGAUGGCUCUGGGGAAGCUACGCAACAGUCAGGUGCCCGUUUCAGAAAGAUUGGUCCUCUUUCCUGACCCUCCCCAGGGCUCUCUCCUCCCUCUCUUCAACAAGGAAGAUAAUCCUAGUGAUUUCAGGCCAUGCAUUAAACAGGAAACAAUAAGUUUGUAGGAUUCAUAUUUUUCUAAAGGGAACUUAAAAACUGCUGCUACGUGUUACGUACAAAACUGGUUUAUGCCACAUGAACAGAGAAUCACAGUUUGGUUUGGGUACUUUCAUUCUUCUUUGUGUUGUACAGUACUUCCAAAUUCAAAAUGAAAAGCUGUUGUGUAUCAAACCAUCUAAGCAAUAAAAUGUUAUAUUUUAAAAUUG